AUACAAGACCACAUCCGAAGUAUUCAACUGAAUGGGUCAGGUUAGCGCCACCGAACAUAGGAUAAAAAAAAUCCAUAAUCAUUGUAACGUAGAUGGACAAAUGCAUAAAUCUUCAUCAAUUAUACCAAUAAUUCCUAACAAUUUGGGCACCACGCUGACACAGCAUUAUGUGUCCUUGUCAUUAUCAAUUGCUAUAAAUACCCAUCUCUCCCCUGCCUCGUUGUAUCUCACGUCCUCUGCUUCUGAUUUGGAUUUUCAAGUUUGAACAAAACAAUAGUGGUAGGUUAGGGGUUGCUGUGCUGCAAUCCCCUUUGCUACUGUUUAAAGCCUUUUGAACAAAACAAGAAAAAAAAGAUGACUGUGGGAGCAGGGAUAUCUGUUGCUGAUGGCAACUUGAUGGUGUUGGGGAAGAAGGUGUUGUCACAUGUUCAUCACAACCUCCUCGUUACUCCUGCAUCUGGGGGUGCUUUGCUCAAUGGGGCAUUCAUUGGUGUUCAAUCCCAUCAAAAGGGUAGUCGCGGAGUCUUCCCUAUCGGCACGCUUCAGGGCUUGCGAUUUAUGUGUGUUUUCCGCUUCAAGAUGUGGUGGAUGACACAGAGAAUGGGCACUUGUGGACAUGAAGUUCCAAUUGAGACGCAGUUCUUGCUUGUUGAAGCACACGAUGGCUCUGAUAUUGAUGGAGGGGUCGGCAAUGGAGAAGACCAUGCUGCUGCUACCUAUGUAGUUUUCUUACCGCUUCUGGAAGGGGAUUUCAGAGCAGUCCUUCAGGGGAAUGAUCAGAACGAGAUUGAGAUAUGUGUAGAAAGUGGUUGUCCUGCUGUUGAGGAAUUUGAUGGCACUCAUUUGGUAUUUAUUGGAGCUGGAUCUGACCCUUAUGAAGUCAUAACAAAUUCUGUCAAGACUGUUGAGAAACACUUACAGACAUUUGCUCAUCGUGAGAGAAAGAAGAUGCCAGAUAUGUUGAACUGGUUUGGGUGGUGUACAUGGGAUGCUUUCUAUACUAAUGUCACUUCAGAGAAUGUGAAGCAAGGAUUGGAAAGCCUUGAGAAAGGUGGAAUUCCUGCUAAGUUUGUUAUAAUUGAUGAUGGAUGGCAAUCUGUUGGCUUGGACCCCAAUGCUGUUGAAUGGAAAUCUGAUAGUGCAGCCAACUUUGCAAAUCGCUUAACACACAUCAAAGAGAAUCACAAGUUCCAGAAAGAUGGCAAGGAAGGUGAACGUGUAGAGGACCCUGCUCUUGGACUACAUCAUAUUACCAGUGAAAUCAAACAAGAGCAUGAUAUAAAGUACGUAUAUGUGUGGCAUGCAAUAACAGGAUAUUGGGGUGGUGUUAAACCUGGGGUUACUGGCAUGGAGCACUAUGAGUCAAAGAUGGCCUUCCCUGUCUCAUCUCCUGGAGUUGAGUCAAAUCAACCAGAUGAAGCUUUGACAACUAUUGCCAUCAAUGGGCUUGGCCUUGUGAAUCCUGAGAAAGUUUUUCACUUCUAUGAUGAACUCCACUCAUAUCUGGCAUCUGCUGGUAUUGAUGGUGUCAAAGUUGAUGUUCAGAAUAUCCUUGAAACUCUUGGGGCAGGACAUGGUGGGAGGGUGAAACUUGCAAGGAAGUACCACCAAGCAUUGGAGGCAUCAAUCUCUAGGAACUUCCCUGACAAUGGAAUCAUAUGUUGCAUGAGUCACAACACAGAUGGAUUGUACAGUGCAAAGCGUUCAGCUGUUAUUAGAGCAUCAGAUGAUUUCUGGCCUAGAGACCCUGCAUCCCACACGAUUCACAUUGCAUCAGUUGCUUACAAUACUAUAUUCCUUGGAGAAUUUAUGCAGCCAGAUUGGGAUAUGUUUCAUAGCUUACAUCCAAUGGCUGAAUAUCAUGGUGCUGCACGAGCAGUAGGGGGAUGUCCUAUUUAUGUCAGUGACAAGCCUGGACAUCAUGACUUCAAUCUUUUGAAGAAGCUUGCACUACCUGAUGGUUCUAUAUUAAGGGCUAAACUUCCAGGAAGACCAACAAAGGAUUGUUUGUUUACUGACCCUGCUAGAGAUGGAAAAAGUCUCCUGAAGAUUUGGAACAUGAAUGAUUUUUCUGGAGUUGUUGGGGUAUUCAACUGCCAAGGAGCUGGGUGGUGCAAUGUUGGCAAGAAGAACCUUAUCCACGAUGAGAAUCCAGGCACUGUCACAGGUGUCAUUAGAGCUAAAGAUGUUGACUAUUUAUCCAGGGUAGCAGAUGAUAAAUGGGAAGGAGACACCAUUAUAUUUUUUCAUGUUGGAGGAGGAGUGGUUUACCUUCCAAAGGAUGCAUCUAUUCCAGUUACCUUGAAAUCACGAGAAUAUGAAGUUUUCACAGUUGUUCCCGUGAAGGAGUUGGACAAUGAAAUAAAAUUUGCUCCUAUUGGUUUAAUGAAGAUGUUCAAUUCAGGAGGGGCUGUAAAAGAGUUGAAUUUGGGGUCUAAUGGAAGUACAAAUGUAGCCAUGAAAGUCCGUGGAUGUGGCCAAUUUGGUGCUUAUUCAUCAUCUCGGCCUAGGUUGAUAACAGUUGAUUCAGAAGAGGUGGAAUUCAAUUAUGAGGAAGAAUAUGGAUUGUUGACUAUUGACUUGAGAGUGCCUGAGAAAGAGUUAUACCAAUGGAGCAUUUCUAUUGAUUUUUGAAUCGGAGAUUUUGUCUCCAGAUUCCGAUGAGGGGGUUAUAGACUUAUAGGGUAUCCAUAGUUGGUGACAAUUUGAUGAAUGUUGUAGAGUAGUGGCAGGAAAUGCUUAUGGUUCAGUGUAACCUACCGGAAGCAAAUUAAUGAAUGUUAUUACAAUGUUUUCUACCUGUUUCUCGUAAUAUAUACGAGAAUGCAGAUGCCCAAGAAAAAUUUCUUGAGCUGGCUUAUAUUUCCUAUUGGCAAGUAAAUCUAAUAGAAACUUUUUAUUAAUAAAAAGUAAUUACACUAUCAUAUUUCACAUGUAAUAAACUUUUUCUUAAUAAAAAAAUUUACUUUUAAUUUUUUAAAUUUAACUUUAAAGAUUGAUGCUAACAAAUUUUUAUAAAAUAACUAAGAAAACUAUUUUUUAAUUGUGGAAUUAAUUAAAGAAAUAUGAUUGACACAGAAAUUCAUAAAGUGUGUAAAAAAAAAAGAAAACGUGAUUUUAUGAGAGAGGUUAAGUGCACAAUUUAUGAUAUAUGAAUGAAACUAAUCAGAAAGGCUUUAAAAAAAAUGAUUAGACACUUGAGAUAAAAUUAAACUAAAUUAUUUUCAGCCUGUUCAUUGAUGUAAAUUCUCCAAAAUCACUUGACAAUUGGCUUUCCAAUUAUUGUACUAUCGUAUAUCACAUUCCUUUACUUUUUUAAAUUGACAAUCGCUCCCAAAUGUUAAAUGCCAAUCCCAUGAUUUCUCCAAAAAAGUCACUGCUAUUGUUUAUUUUUAUUCACUUGACACUCAUGCUGUGUGAUUGUUUUGACAACAAGUAAUAAGUUGAGUUCUGAGAAAAUUGUGAUGGUGCCUUUAGGGUGGAAGCUUCUUGUUAGUGAGGCCCAGAAAGUCAUGUAAAUGUCAUUGCUCUCAAAUCUGGGUCGGUGAUAAUUUGUUUCCCAAUCAAAACUUGCUUAGUGCAAAUAUAUACCACCUUUCCAACAAUCCGAAUCACCCAUUAUUCCAUGUAUAUCCAACCUUCACCUUACCAAACCAAAGAUCAUUUUUUUAAAGGAAAAAAAAACUGUUAAUGAUGUGUCACCAUGUCCAUGUCUGCAUCCAUGCUAUUCACACGUGUAGACACAAAAAGCUGCCACCUUUGAUCUAAAAUUGACACCUUUCAGAACUUUGAAGCAUUAUUCAGCAACUUCACAUGCCUAAAUUAUAAAGUAGUGUAACACUAUCACUGAAACAAAGCAGCAAAACAAAAACCAAUGGCAGAUUACAAUCAACAAGUUCAAUUUGGUCACCAACCACGCCAACUUUCCAUCAUGACGGUGCUAUCUGCAUCAGUGGCAGCUAUAGCCAUAGGAGGACCCAUGUUGGCGAUGAUGGGAUUCAGUUUUUUGGUGUCCACCACGCUUCUUGUGGUGUGUUCACCCCUUUUCUUGCUCUUUAGUCCCUUGCUUGUGGGUGUUGGCCUUGUGUUUGUGGGAACAUUGGUUGGUUUUGCUCUUGCUACGGUUAUGGCUCUCACUGGUCUUUCAAUUUUCGGAUGGCUUACUAGGGAAAUUAGAGUGAGGAUUGGGGGUUUGAGCAAGUUGAGGGAGCAACCCCACAUCAUGAAGAGAAAGAGAGGGGAUUAUUGGACUGAUAAUUUUGCAACAAACACAGCUUAAAGGGUGUAAUUGAAGUAUAGAACCAAAGCAUGGUUAUGGUGUCGGCUGUCAAGUGUUAACUGAUAUUAUUGGAGCACAAGUGAAGAGAGUAUCUAGUCACCUUUUCUGUUUUUUCUGUGUUUUUUUGUUGGGGGUCCAAAUUAAAGAAGGCCCAAAUUCCUUUUUCUUUUGAUGUCAAUGUAGUAAUGUUUGAUGCAGCCUUUUGCUAUAUUAUUUUUAUUUUCUUUUUUUGUUGCCCUGACCCUGAUGUAGGGAAUUGUCUUACCUUCUGCUUUUACUGUUUUAUAUAUAUAUAUAAUGUGUGUUAUAAUAUUGAUGUUUUGAAAACCCUUAACCCGGUUUAAGCUUGGGUGAUU
Messenger RNA from Abrus precatorius (Indian licorice), 4635 nucleotides. Its product is annotated as probable galactinol--sucrose galactosyltransferase 1. The coding region runs from base 355 to 2634 and encodes 759 amino acids. The transcript has 13 exons. The record is from RefSeq and is a predicted model, not a curated record. Lineage: Eukaryota; Viridiplantae; Streptophyta; Magnoliopsida; Fabales; Fabaceae.